Messenger RNA from Macadamia integrifolia, 465 nucleotides. RefSeq lists its product as uncharacterized. The record is from RefSeq and is a predicted model, not a curated record. NCBI's taxonomy places the organism in Eukaryota, Viridiplantae, Streptophyta, Magnoliopsida, Proteales, Proteaceae. Gene Ontology annotation, molecular function: methyltransferase activity. Gene Ontology annotation, biological process: rRNA methylation.
UUUUUUGCCCUAUUUAUUUUAAAAUCUAAUCUGGUUGAAAUAACUCGGUAACACUAGUGCGUCAUGGAGUGAUUCAGAGUAGGAUCGGUCCUCGAGUGCGAUAUUAUGGCAGUAGUUUGGUCUUCUGCUCUUCCUCCGUUGUCAUCUCCUCCCGGAAUCAACAACAACCGCAGCAAUGGUUCGUCUUUUCUUGUACCGCUCUUCAUCGUCGCAUCGCCUAAACGCUCGAAAAUUCGACAGCCUCUCGUUAUCAUAUCCUCAUACAAAUCGAGGAAUGGAAUGGUGAGAGAUAGCAAGAAAGAAUUAUUGGAAAGUUACGGCCUCGACCCUGACGAGUUCUUAGCACAGCCAUCUUCAUCUUCAAAGUCUAGGAGAAGAAAGGAAGUUGAGGGGGCAGGUAGAGGAAAGAGGAACUCCCCGGAGCAGCCUAGUCCUUCUCCUCGGACCACUCAUAAGUUGCUUCAG